CACAGCUACAUUCAGCAGUUUUCUCUUGGCUACCACUAUGUGCCCAAGUCCAGAACGUGCGUACGACAGCUUUGGACAGUGCACCUGAUAUUUAUUCCCUGUACCGUCCAUAAAUGGACAGUAAUAGUCUUGUAACACACAGCAUCUUACCUAUGCUAUGGAAGCCACAACUUGGAGAUCCUCUUAUCAUAUCUAAUGGGCGCUGCAGACACCUUCAUAUAGAGCUGGCGUUCCCUUUGAUCAUGAGUCCCACCCUAAUUAGACCCACCAAGCAUGUGUCCUGUAGUUGUGCCAGUGCCAUCGAGAUCACCAUCGAGCUCAAGCUUUAUGCUUGAUGGUGAUACUGUGCCACUCCCAGAAGGGGUACCUAACCGUGACUGGGAGGGUUUUUUUCGGCAGCAAGCAACAGUUCAGUCGGAUUCAGACGACGAACACAUACCUGAGCCACUGCUCACACCGUAUCCGUAUUUAGUCACCCCGUAUCCAUCAUCAGUUGAACACAUUAUCUCACAUCACCCACCGCCAACUCCUGACUCCCCUUUCAUCCCAGAGCCUCCGCAGGGUCCAUGGGACGGCUGGAUUCCCGCAUUAAAUUCGCCAGUUUACCAACAUCGCCAACAUCAAUAUAUUUCGCAGAGUUAUUCUGAGGAAGGAGGGGACCAUUUUGUUCGUCGGUGGCAAAAAUGGGAUCAGUAUGGCAAGCUGUGGGUACCGGAUAGGCACAGGUUUCGGUCGCCUUCGCCUAUAAGCAUUCUAGGAAUCGAAGACUAUUUCUACCUCAAUGUCCGCUCCAUGAACGAAGGAGGGAAAAAGUCGCUUGUUUUUAGCGACUUCAGUCCAAUCUUAGAUUCUUUUCUUCAUACUGUAUUUGUCGACAUCGAUCACGACGAGAUUCUUGAGUAUCCUAUUCAUCGAUUGUCCCAAAAGAUGAAGGUACUUCGGUCUAGGUUGGACGAUGCCUACACCUUCUUGGACACAGAACAACUUCCAGGAGACCUAGUAACCAAGGCCGAAGUUUUCGGCUUCAACGCGUCUACUGGAUGCGAAGGGGCCGCUGAGUUCGUCGAUGUUCUUGUGACACAUUUAGAAAAACUGUUGGAGGUCGUGGAAACGGAAAGCAAGCAGACGGUCAAGCAACUCGAAGAACUAUUGUCUAACAAUGAGAUUUCCUUCGAACUUCUGGAGUAUUACUACGAGGAAGGAGAGCGUUACAUCUUUAAUGAUGGGCUUUUACAGAAUAGUUUAGAUGUCGAAAGACCUAUUAUCUUGGUAGUCUUGAAGAGUGCCCGCUUCCGUGAUGAUAGACAGGCGUUGCUCGUCAAGUUGGAGCACCUUGAGUGGGAUGGCGUUCGUUUCGAGAAGCGCACCAUGUCAUUGGAUCUUUUUGCAUUCCAGGGAACUCGAGCCUUCUCGUCCCUGUUUCUUCAACCCGUCACAGACGAAGCCCUUGCUAAAGUGACUGAGCGCGGAAGGCUUUAUCUUUCUUACAGCAGAGUUUGUUGUGCAGAGUAUUAUGACGACACACCGAUGCGGUCGGUUUUCAGUGGCAACUCAACUCCACGCACUAGGCGGGUGAUGGUUGACCCAGUUGGAUUCUACCGUGCCUUGCAAGGCUACAACCCAAAUUUACGUGUAUCACUUCCCGACGAUGCGCAGGAGCAUAUCGCACGCCUUCCAUACUGGAUUGGUGGGUAUGAUCUUGAAGUGAAUCAAUGGCGAAUAUUCAGUAUAUGGGAUUUGAAGCCAGUCAAGUAUGAUCAAGAGGCAUGGAGCAAACUCAUUAUGGACGAAGACACCAAGGAUCUUAUAAGAGCACUAGUGGAUAAUGCUGGCUGUUCUGUAGGCGGUCUAAAGCCAGCGCAGUUCAACAAAGGACAGACAAUACUUCUUAAGGGACCACCAGGAACGGGCAGAAUGACAACUGUUCAUGCUGUCUGCAAUCUCCUCAAAAGACCUCUGCUUACUAUCAAUAUCACUUCUCAUGACUUCUUGUACGACCUUAUGAAUCUGGUACUAGAUAUUUCUCUGCGUGUAUCGUUUGCAGCCACCUGGAAUGCGGUGAUUGUGGUGAAAGACGCCGAUCGUUUCCUGGAGUCGAAAGAUCAAGGCCAUAGGGAUCGCGUCAGGACUGUUCUCCGUCAAUUUGAGUCGGAUGAUUGUAUCUCCUUCUGGGUAUCAGGUGCCUGCGACGAAGAACUCCUGACGCAGUUUUCUGCUGUCGUUGAAUUACCUGAACUGAACACUGCAGCCCGACGUCGUCUUUGGCUUGGCCACUUCGGCUUGAAUGAUCCCGCUGCAAUUAUAUGGAAUAGUGAGCGCACGCUUAUCGGCUCCUCCUUCGUGGAUCAGAAGGAGAUGGAUCAUUCAUUACUUCUUCGUGAUGUCGAGAAACUUUCACGGCAUCAGUUAGAUGGGAAGAUGAUUGACAAUAUCGUGCGGUCCGCGCGAGCACUAGCUGCCUCAAAUGGAGAGCAUUUGUCCGUCCAUCACAUCAAAGUGGUCAUGAAAGCACAGCGAUUGGAUAAUCUUCCGUUAUGGCGGAAACUGACCCGAAUUCUGACACGUCCGGCGAAGGUGCUUCACAUGUGAAUUGGGCGGAAGGCUCGUUGGUUUAAUGUUACUGCCAGUGAUACAGAGACCUGAUGUUCUUGUUUGCUUGUAAUAUAGCUGUAUGGCAUUCGAUGUACAAUAUUAGAUUGCAGACCCAAUUAUCUCCGAAGACACGAUGGGUUAAGUGAAUUUGAACUGAUGUAGGAAGGUACGCAUGGCGCCAGCCACGGCUGAACGCUG
Suillus discolor is the source of this 2790-nucleotide messenger RNA. RefSeq lists its product as uncharacterized. Gene Ontology annotation, molecular function: ATP hydrolysis activity; ATP binding. The record is from RefSeq and is a predicted model, not a curated record. The transcript is spliced from 21 exons. Lineage: Eukaryota; Fungi; Basidiomycota; Agaricomycetes; Boletales; Suillaceae. Bases 274 to 2589 code for a protein of 771 amino acids.